UAUUGGGGGGCAGUGACAAACGUGUAUAUUCUGCGCUGAUGGAGCCCCCCGACUUAUUUGCAGGUACAGAGCCAUUAGCCGCACGGAGCGAUGAGGCCAAGCUCAUUGAGGAAAUGACCCCCCCGGCUCUGAGCCUCGAGUCCAAAAAUAGCCGCCCAGGAACCACUUCCUCUGAGCAGCACCAGAACCUCUGCCUGUCAGACCCGACACCCUCGCUGGGAAACAUGUCUGAGCCCUGUGACUUGGAGAUGGGGGUCCGGCCUCUCCCCCCCUCAGGUACAGAGCCAUUAGCCGCACGGAGCGAUGAGGCCAAGCUCAUUGAGGAAAUGACCCCCCCGGCUCUGAGCCUCGAGUCCAGAAAUAGCCGCCCAGGAACCACUUCCUCUGAGCAGCACCAGAACCUCUGCCUGUCAGACCCGACACCCUCGCUGGGAAACAUGUCUGAGCCCUGUGACUUGGAGAUGGGGGUCCGGCCUCUCCCCCCCUCAGAGAGAAAACAGGAAAGGGUGGAGCCUGUGACCGCCAUGUUGUUGUUCCUUCUGCUUUUCAUCUGCUUCCUCGUGCAGCUUAUGAAUAUUUCCCUCCGACUCAGAAUGACCAACACAAAGUCACCGGAGGAGCCGUUCUGGGCAGACGUUCAAAGUGAAUCGAGAGAAAAAGUAAAUGAUAAACCGGGUUCAACUAUCCAUCAGACAGGUCUGCCCGCCCUGUGCCCCCAAACAUGGGUUUUCCUUGGGGCAAAAUGUUAUUUUAUUUCUGAAGAGAGAAUGAAACAAGAGGAAAGUGAGAGUUUCUGUAGGGAAAGGGGCUCCAUCCUGCUGUCUGUCCGAGAGCCCAACAUACAGAGGAUAAUAGACCUCACAGGGCAGGAAUACUGGGUCGGACUGAAGAAACUUGUUCACUAUAAGGGAGUAAACUGGACCGGACAAUGGGGCGACGGUUCCACUGAGACCAUCAUUCAGAACACAGACACCUCUGGGACCUGCGCCAAACUGGGCCGGAACGUUGGGCUGGAGAAUUGUUACCGACUGCUGCGCUGGAUCUGUGAGCGCCAAGUAAAGGCCUAAGGGGGAGCCAUUUAUCUGCGCAACUCCCCUACUCUGGGGGGGCACCGGCUCUUCCUUCCCCUGAGCCCUCGCACCCCAGGAAGGGCAAUACCCCCGGGUAAUACCCAUCUGUAUAAGUGUCAGCUCUUGGGAUCUCUAAUCAAAUCCAAGUCUCCCUCACUGGGCGGAGCUCUCAGGCAGAAAUUACCCCCCAUCCCCCAGGGUGGGGCACAAUCCCGGGUAUAAGGGGAGUUUCUUUCUUGCUUGUUGUUUAUGAAUAUUACGUUAUCUAUUAGGAACUCAGACACCGCCCCUGUUAGAAACAAUCACUUUAUUUCAUACUUUACAUAAAUUACACAUUUGUACAGAGA
Xenopus tropicalis (tropical clawed frog) is the source of this 1417-nucleotide messenger RNA. RefSeq names its product killer cell lectin-like receptor subfamily B member 1C. The record is from RefSeq and is a predicted model, not a curated record. The transcript is spliced from 8 exons. Gene Ontology annotation, cellular component: plasma membrane. Gene Ontology annotation, molecular function: carbohydrate binding; transmembrane signaling receptor activity. The coding region runs from base 39 to 1067 and encodes 342 amino acids. NCBI's taxonomy places the organism in Eukaryota, Metazoa, Chordata, Amphibia, Anura, Pipidae.